AUGCCUGUGACUGUCCUGCUCACGGGCCUCAACGGUUUCGUCGCCGUACACACCGCCGUCACAUUCCUCUCGCAAGGCUCCAAAGUCAUUGGCACGGUCCGGUCAGAGGACAAGAAGGCCAAGACCGAAAAGCUCUCAGCACUGGAGCAGUAUGUUGCCAACGGCACACUAAGUGUGCUUGUGGUGCCCGACCUUGCCCAGGUGGCCUGGGACUGGCACUCGCCCGGCUUCAGAGAUGUCGAUGCCAUAGCACAUAUUGCGUCCCCAUUCGACUUGACUUUGCCGUCGUACGAAAAGGUCGCUGGACCUGCCAUCAACGGUACCCGCAAUCUGCUCAAGGCUGCAUCAAAGAAUCCUAAUAUCAAGUCUGUUGCUGUUCUCUCGUCUUUCGCGGCCGCAGCAGAUGCCAUGAAGCCGAUCACUGGACACGACGGCAAGGUAUACACGGAGGCCGACUGGCUGCCAUUCACCGAAGAAGAUGCCAGACAAGCUAGAAAUCCUGGCUACUGGUACAUGAUCUCCAAAAAGUAUGCAGAAUUAGAGGCCUGGAAAGUGGUCAAGGAAACCGACGCUAAAUGGUCUUUUUCGACGAUCGUGCCUCCUGCCGCUUUUGGACCUCCUAGCCAGAUCGGUAAUCUCAGAGAUCUCAAAGCAGGCUCCGGGCGAGACAUCUCUACAUCUUACCUCUUCCGCACCUUGGGGCUGGGGACCGCUACGGAGCUUCCUAACGAGGUCACUACGCGUUAUAUCGACGUACGCGACAUUGCCGAAGCCAUCUACCUGACGAUAAUAAAACGCGCCAACGGCCGCUACCUCAUCGCUGGAGAAGAUUACACCUUGAAGCAGAUCCUAGACACAGCGCGCAAAGUCCGGCCUGACCUCGAAAAGUAUUUCAACAGAGCUCGCGAGAGUGCACCUCCUGAGGCGUCUUAUGUGAUUGAUUCGAGCAAGAGUGAGAGGGAGCUUGGGCUUCGGUAUCGUACGCUGGAGGAGACAAUACGGGAUGCUGUUGCUGGCUUUGAGAGGCUGGGUGCGUAUGGGGGUAGUAUCGCAGAAGGCUAUGUCGUAAACGGGGCAAAGGUCUACAUCUCCUCCAGAGACGCAGCCGCAUGUGAACAGACCGCAAAGAGGCUCACCAACCAAGGACCUGGAAAGUGCAUCUCCCUCCCUGGUGAUCUGUCCAAGUAUGAUGAAUGUGUUCGGCUGGCAAAGGAGCUUGAGAAGCGUGAACGAGUACUGCACAUCUUGGUCAACAACUCGGGCGCCACCUGGGGCGAGUCGUUCCACUCCUACCCCGACGCCGCCUUCACCAAACUUCUCACCCUGAACGUCCAGCGCGUCUUUACGCUCACCCAGCAGUUGCAUCCGCUGCUGGAGAAGGCUUACGAAGAGGACAGAUUCAUUGCAAGGAUUAUAAACAUCGGGUCCAUUAAUGGUGUUGGUAAUCCAGGGCUCGAGACUUACGCCUACUCUUCCUCCAAAGCUGCCCUUCACCAGCUUUCCAAGCACCUGGCCAACCGUCUCGCCCCCCACAUCACAGUCAAUGCCAUCGCUCCAGGCCCCUUCCGUAGCAAGAUGAUGAAGCAUACGCUGGACCAUUUCGAAAAGGAGCUCGCGGAAGGAUUGCCCAUGAAGAGGAUUGGAGCGCCCGAGGAUAUUGCGUCGACGGCUCUGUGGCUGUCUGGGCCCGGAGGAGCGUGGGUGACUGGGACGGUGGUCCCGGUGGAUGGCGGAUCGCUUGUAGCGACAAGUUCAAAGUUGUAG
Molecule: messenger RNA, 1764 nt
Organism: Cryptococcus amylolentus CBS 6039
Lineage: Eukaryota; Fungi; Basidiomycota; Tremellomycetes; Tremellales; Cryptococcaceae
Exons: 13
Coding region: 1-1764 (587 amino acids)
Molecular function (GO): oxidoreductase activity
Source: RefSeq, a predicted model, not a curated record